GUGUCUGCAUAUUGAUGAGCUCUUGAGGUGAUUUUCCGUUACAGAGGACGUUUACAGCGAGUGUUAAAGCUCCUGCACAAACACACGGCUGAAAACACGCUCUGAGCCACGAGGAUCUGUCCGUGGUGCUGAUGAUGCUGAUGCUGCUGCUGUUGUCGUGUCUGGCUGCAGCCCCACGUCUCCUGCUCUCAACGUGCCCACGGAAAUGUUUCUCCUUCGAUGUAUCGGCAUGCGUCACUGACGUCAGCUCCAAGACUUUUAGUGUGUGGCAUCGGUAGUCACAGGGUUUGGGACUGCUGCCCGACGCCCAAAAAAAAAUUUGAGAAGACACAAGAGAAGCACGUGUAGUGGGUGGUCCCCGGCAGACUCCUUUCACGUGGCUCUAGCGAGCUCAGAUCUCGAGCCCGAGCCGUCGAUCCUUUAGUCUGGUGCGGCAAGAGCAAGAGACAACAUCGACAACAUGGCAGUGGAGAUGGAACCCGCGGAGUAAGUGCGCUUUCCUUUAAGGGGUCUUCUUAGUUUAGAAGUGAGUUUUAGCUGAUAGUUUAGUGAUUUUUAAAACAAACUGAACAACCUAACCUGAGUGACUGCCUUUUAGGAAAACAUGUAGAGAUUCUUAAAUAGAAGACUAAUGCAUGUUUUGGAUGUGGAAUCUUAAAUUACGCAUCGAAUUGUAAGGGAUUUACUACAGUUCAUUCACUAUUUUCUUGCAUUUGUUGCAUCUUUCUAAAAGUUUAUGCCUGUUAUUACAAAUGAGAAGUGCAUGAGAGUUUUAUUAUGUAGUGCACAUAUUGUUAUUGAGAAAUCUAAAGGUAGGUUUAUACAUCCUAAGUCAUUUUCGGUGACGCUGUUUUUUUUUUUUUUUGGUCGUCUGCGUACAGUCUGUGCCUCCAUGUGCUGCUUGUUUUGAUUGAUACUAGAACCUCCCAUCCAGUGUCUAAUACGCUUUUUCAUUGAGAAUACAGCCCGUCUUUUUCACUGCUUGUUCGUCGUUCGGUCUAAUUCGCAUGUGUUUCUCAUUUCACCGGGGAAGUCACUGCGUAAAUGGUCGAUUAGAACCGUUUAGUUCUCGUUUAUGAUUCCGUGAGAGGGGCGGGUCCAGACUCUGUACAUUGUGUGCGUUUCAUUCACAUGUGCCUGUUGAACUGAUAUCCCCUCCACCCCUCUGACAAAGAUGUGGGUGCGCUUUUCUUAUUGGUUACUGGUUAAGGGGAGGCAGGGGGCUUGAGUUAUACGGUGGGUGAGAACCGCAGAUGCUGCAAAUAUAAAAUAAUGCAAUAAAAUGAAUUAAAUUAAAAAUGAUUUCACAAUGUAAGUAACUGAUGCAAAAAAAAAGGAACCGAAGCCCACUGCAAAUAAAAAAAAAAUGGUGAAGAUAAAAAAGCUACAAUUGAAGUUAACGAUGCAAAAAAAAAGUGGCAAUGGAAAAAAAAGUUACUUACUGUGAAAAUAAAAGGAUGCAAAUAAAAAAAGCCACAAUAGAAGUGAGCUGCCAGGGACCAAUAAUGAUGAUGCAUCAGUGUUUAACGAUCUAGGCACAGAAGACGACGACGAAAAGACGAGCAAAGAAGUUAGUGGAAAGGUUACUGUUUAAUUUAGCUUCGUAAACUUUUCUCUGUGUCAUUUGGUUUGGUCAUGUGGCGCCUGAGUCGAUAUGAAGUUGAACUGGAGGAGUAGUGUUAGUUCAGUUCGACUUCAUACCGACUCAGGAGCUACAUGACCGAACCAAACGACACAUUGAAAAGUUUACGAGGCGAAAUGAAACAAUAACCUUUCUGCUAACUUCUUUGCUCGUCCUCUCGCCGUCGUCUUCUGUGCCUAUAUCGUAAAACUUGGGUGCAUCAUCAUUGUUGGUCCCUGGCAGCUCACUUCCUUCAUGGCUUUUUUUAUCUGCAUCCUUUUAUUUUCGCAGUAAGUAACUUUCUUUUUCCAUCACCCCUUUUUUUUGCAUCCUUAACUUCCGUUGUGGCUUUUUUAUCUGCACCGUUUCUUUUUUUAUUUGCAUCAGUAACUUCCAUCGUGACUUCUUUUUUCUUGCAUUCUUUUUUAAUUUGCUUCAGUUGCGGUUCUCGGCCACUAUAUAAUUCACAAUGCUCUAAAAAUUUUCAGUCAGGCUGGUACCAGAGAGACACCAAGAGCGCUGUUUGGCUCAUGUAGUCUCAGAGCAUCAGUAAGCAGUGUUUACCCAGAGUCCAGACAACGCCACUGACCCGUGUCUCUGUGGCAAAAUGGCACGUGAAAGAGCACAGAAGUUCCUGCAGCGUGAUGCUGAUGAGGCGGCAGCAGCAGCAGCAGCAGGGACGAUAGGAUGAAUAGAAAGCAGUUGAAACGUCCAGCAGAUGGCUCUGAAGUGGGACGGCUCUCUCCACACGCGGCACGCUCCCCGCUCACGUCUUGUUUUGACAGGAACAGCUCACACAUUUUUCUGUUGACAGUUUGAGUCAGAAGAUCUGAGUCUAAAUGUGUGACAGCGUCUGAGAAUAAAACGGUGUCGGCUCUGCGGAGACUGACAGAAGUGAAUAACACCAGAUACAACAGAAAAAAUAGCUCUGACAAAGUGAUUUGUAGUUUUGACAUAAAUCUUUUUUUUCCUUCCCCACAGUGUCAUCCGUCUGAUCAUGCAGUAUCUCAAGGAGAACAAACUCUUCAGAACUCUGAGCACCCUACAGCAGGAGACCACCGUCUCUCUUAAUACUGUAGAAAGUAUUGACAGCUUCAUCGCAGACAUCAAGACUGGUCACUGGGACUCGGUCUUGCUGGCUAUCGAGUCUUUGAGGUUACCUGACAACAUCCUUAUUGACCUCUAUGAGCAGGUGAGUUUUUAUAUUCAUCAGCUGAAACCUUUCUUGGCUUUAGUUGUCAAGGUUGGCUGACGGGGACUGAUCUCUUUGCCAGGUCGUGAUGGAGCUGAUUGAAAUGAGGGAGGUGGGCGCAGCUCGCUCACUCCUCAGACAAACGGACCCCAUGAUCAUGAUGAAGCAGACACAGCAUGAGAGGUACCUCCACUUGGAGAACCUGCUCACAUGCUCCUACUUUGACCCUCGAGAGGUAAGAUAAGAUAAGAUAUUCUUUUAUUCUUUUAUUCGUCCAACAAGAGGAAAUUUCAAAUCUACAGCAUUGAUAAAUACAAAGGAGAAAUUAGAAAGAAGAAACUUAUGAGUUCAAAGUAAAAGAUAUAUACAUGAGUGUUAUGUUUAUAGCCCUUAAUUGCCUUUUGUAUCAUAUUUGAUACAUACUUUUAUGAUACUUCUAUCAAAUCAAUUUAAUCAACGAAUUACUAAAAAAAACAUCUUAAUACAGUACAAUAAAUGAUAAAAAUGUCCUCUUGUGGUUUAUCAGUUUCCAAAAACAUCUAAUGUAUCAAACAAGAUAAAUAGAUAAAUAUAUUUCUUUUAAAUUUUAAUGACAUUUUGAUUUGUUUGGUUUUCAGUAGUAAGUGAAAUAAACAUUUCAGCUCCCAAAAAAUUCAAAUUUUCUGGUCAUAAUUUAUGGUUUCAGGCAUUAAAGGGAUAGUAUAAGAAAUUAAAGGAUGAGACUUUCAGAAAUCGUUCCCCUCUAGGCUACAUUUUUAUAGAGCACCUCCCUCUCUCUGUCACUACAGGCGUACCCCAAAGGCAGCAGCAAGGAAAAGCGGCGUAGGGCGAUCGCCGAGGCUCUGGUUGGGGAGGUCUGUGUGGUGCCUCCUUCUCGCCUCCUUGGGCUCCUGGAUGAAAUCGGAGUGAGUAUUCAUAUCAGUAACCCUCUGGGUACUUACUCUAAUUAUCUAACAAGGUAAAUCAAUAAUCAUUGCAGUCUUUGAAGUAUUUUCCUCAUUUUCUUUCUUUUUUACCUCAAGCCACUUUCUUUAUCCGUACCCUCGGGUUCAUAGAGGCCCUGAAAGAGUUUUUUUUUUCAGGGCAGCGACUUAGUAUAAGUGACGGUGACAACAAUAAACAUGCUGUCCUGCCAAAGUAAGAAAAGAAAAGAAAUGAAUAAAUGGCACAAACACCAAAGCCUGGGAUCUUUCACAUGUUCCCCCUUUGUUGAUUGAUUUGAUAUCUAACACAGUUGAAAUAAUACAGCCUUGAUGCACCUCUGCAUGGAUGCUUGUUGGAGAAAUAGCACCACCAACUGUUUGUUUCGAUGUGCCCAACUCCCAAUACCUACUUGCAUGAUAUUGUUAAAUGGAAGUACUCUGGUGUCACGUUCACAACAAGCCCAAGUAGAGUAGUCUAUUCGCUUAAUUUGCUCGUAUCCGAACUCACGAAUAUUGUGUAUGUGCUCGCUCAAUUCGUGAUAAUUGUCUGCUCAAUUCGCGCUAGUAGAAUGCGCCGUCUAUCGUCGUGCCUUGACUUUACAUAUAAUUCACUUGCGCAAUGAUUGUACUGGUGCUUGUUGUGAACGUGACAUAACUUAAAUAGAGUUGUUAUGUAUUUUUAUAUUUUCUGUAUUUUUAUACUGCACUAAAUCCAACUGACUACCAUGAAUCGACCAAUUGAAACCCCACACAGCUGCACUGAUGCCGAAUUUUAACUGGGGUUCAGCUCUUAAGUAUAAUGACCACCUUUUAUUACCAGAAUUGAACUUGAAGAGGAAGUAGAUCAGAGAAAGUCUGACCUUCUGUCAGUUCAUUACAUAAAAUGAGUCGCACAGAUUGGUCAAGUUACGGUUCAUACUGCAAAAGUAUGUGUCUAUGUCAGCAGAUACAUCACCCCUGCUCUGAGUCAACUAUCAGUUUUCUGCUGCGAGUCAUUCAAAUAAAUUGCUGCACCCCAGGACAUUUCUUUGCACUCUGGAUUCAGUUACUGUUGACAAAGAAAAAAGCUGCAGCAGCAACUACAUAAAGUUUCCUGUCAUCCCUGUUCCUCACAGUCUAUGAGACUGCAGGAGUCUUCGGACAGCUCCCCGGACUCCACCAUUGACUCGUACGGCAAAAAGGAGAAAGAGAAAUGCCCAAACCAGCUGUACCGGCACAUCAAGGUAGACCACCACAGGCUCUGCAAAACAAAAUAUCAAGUUCUUCUUCAUUCUUGUACUACACUUGACUCUCUGUAUGGAAAUGAUUUGGUAAAUGUAAGACCUUUGGGAAAGAAUACCUUCUCUGUAUACUAGACUUCUCUUUUAUUGUUGAGUCACAGAGACACAUAAGUACCAAACUAAUUGCUUUGCCCUCCUGAAGGCUCUAGUCUUGGUCUCUCGCUGUGCUUUCAUCACUGGCGUCCAGAUGGAGCUGCAUGUCCCGCUUGCUUGUCCUUUCCCUUUGCUGCCCAAGGUGAUGAGAGGUCCGGUCAGACCCAACGUUUUCACAUCGCUGCAUGCUGGAAAACCUGCUUUCAUGCUGUUGUGUCUGAUAUUUAUUCCUGUUUGUGUAUAAUGUUGGUUUUCUAACAACAGACAGACAGAGAUGAGCAUGUUUUGCAAAUCUGUCAACAAGGUGUUGCUUUUUGUCGUUUUAACCUGCAGUUCGGACGGCGGUCACAUGUGGAGUGCGCACGUUUCUCUCCUGACGGCAGGUACCUAUUCACUGGAUCAGUGGACGGGUUCAUCGAGAUCUGGAACCACGCCACUGGGACAAUUAGUAAGGUGGGUGUCAUGGGUGUCAUAUACUGACAGUGAAAAACACAGAGACAUCUCAUAUUCUUUACAUUUAUUUCACUUGUUUUUUAAAUUGUUUUUCUCUGCUUUUGUGUGUUUGUAUCAGGAUUUGAAGUAUCAGGCACAGGACAGCUUCAUGAUGAUGGACGAUGCUGUGCUGUGUAUGUGCUUUAGUCAGGACUCAGAUCUUCUCGCAACUGGAGCACAGAACGGCAAAAUAAAGGUGGGAUAUUCAUUCUCUAAGUCAAUAAAUUGGAACAACUGUUUCACAUUAAGGCCUUUUUCAUGCUAAAGAUUUCCACUAGUGUAGGGAAAUUACUAUUAGUCCAGGUGUUGUCAGCAGGUUAACACUCAUGAAGUCUUUGUUUCAUUACAUCUCUGCUGUCUUAUUACAUCUUCUUUCCUGAAAAUUGUUUUGGAAAGGUGUGGAAGAUCGCGAGUGGCUUGUGUCUGCGCAGGUUUGAGCAUGCCCACAACAAAGGUGUGACAUGUCUGAGCUUCUCUAAAGACAACGACCAGAUCCUCAGCGCCUCCUUUAACCCAACUAUCAGGUGGGAUUUAAUCACGACAUGCUCUGUAUACAAUGAACUGCUUACUAAUAUCCAUGUUCAGUACUUUGAAAACUCAGAGCAAACUAUGAAGACAUGAUAAACAUUCUGUAUCAACGAUCUCAAUUGCACAAAAUAUCAUAAAAACUUAAAAAUAAACCUGAAAGCAAAUGGGGAGAUGGGAAAACUCUUAAAGAAUAGAUUGACAUAUAGAUAAGUGUUACAUAUAGGGAAGAAUACAUUAAAUAUAACAGAGAAAGGCUUUAAAAUAGAAGUGCAAAAUGACAAAAUCAAAUUUAACACCAGUUUAUUGCCCAAUUACUUCAAACAGACACAAAAAUAAACCAAGAUGGCUCCUUUUCAAGGUUCUGCAGCCAAGCAAGUCUUCGUUUGUCUGCGGUGGGAGGAACGGAGAGCUCACGCUGACCUCAGACAUGAUUCACAAAUGUUUCAAAGGCGUAAACACAACUGUGAGUUCAGCUGGAAGGCAGAAAACACUUUCACUUCCCACAUUGGAUUAGCCAAAUGUUGGCUCAACAAAGCAUGUAAAAGACAACAGGUGUGAUGAGUAGAGAAGUAGUUGAGAAAGGCGUCAAAACUGCAAAAAAACAAAACAACAAACUACUAUUUUCUUCAUGAAUUUUGUAGUAAAAAUCUCUGUGCACUUUGUUUUUCUGAACAGUGGGGUACAGCACAUCUGAGGUUGUGAUAUUUUGUUAAUUAAUCACUUGUAAUGAAGGGAUUAGGCCUCUUUUAAGCUUCAAGGAAAAUGAGUUUAGCCAAUAACUACUCCCACAGUGUGCAGAAUGCUCACAAGCAGACCUUGGCACAAUAUUUCCCCCUCGGGAGUCGGCUGCAGAGAUUGAUUUUGGUCACGUUUCAAGGGAUUUCAUUUUCAAGGUUUACUUCAUAAAAUGAUGACUGUCCAACUAAGUCUUAAUAUCUUUUAAAAACAUACAUAAUUAAAUGUUUAUGUAUAACCUUUUUGGGUAUAUCAGGAAUUACAGGAGUGCUGCAGGAUGUUGCAUCGAAUUGCAAUGCAUUGUGAAAUUACUGAACGUUAUAUGUUUGUGUUAUUCCUGGAUUUUUUCAUGUCUUCAAUCUAAUUAGAAAGUGUACACUGAAGACCUGCAUUAUAAGAUCAAUUAAAGCAGCUCUGGUUAUAAUUAACAUUAACAGUAACUGUUGGUUUUGAAGUUAACCACUAUUUAAAAUGAGCAUUAUCCAGGAUUUCACUACAAAUCUUUGAAAGACUCUUAAAUCCUCUGCAGACGGUAGCCUCCAGCAGCAGAUGGUACCAUAUCACAUGUUGCACAUGAGUUGUGCAUCUGAGUGUAAACAAGCCAGGAUAAGGUGCCUCUCCCUCCGUCUCAAGCACACGUACGCACACACGCAAAAAAAAAAAAGAGCGAAUCUCCUUCAGACUUGAGGAGCUGAAUCUCUAUUUUUGCCUGCAGGGGGGUGUGGGCUGAGCCUCUCCGCUGAGGUGGAAGCACAUGUGCUGUGUGGGUGUAACUCAGAGACCAUGUGCUCAGGCACAAAGCUGCAACGUGUUCCUCCACUUACAAAUCCACGAGCCGGGAGACUGAAUUGUUUACAUAUGCUCAAUCAUCCUCCAGAAGACGGAGUGAAUCACGGAGCUUUAGACAUUUUGUCAUGGUUUAGCUAAUCUGCUCCCAGUCACUGUACUCCAGAGCUAAAAAUACACCACACCCAGAGUGGUGCAACGCGUUAUGCCUGCUCUUGAGUAAAAUUCCCUUCCUUGCGGAAUAAAGAUGGAUUUGUAAAUGAAUCAGAGCUGCUUUUUUUUAUUUGAAAUACCUUUUUUUGUUAACACCUGUUAUGGCAAAAUGUCAUUUUUAGAAUCCAUGAACUGAGGUCGGGCAAGACACUAAAGGAGUUAAACGGCCAUUCAUCAUUUGUAAAUGAUGCAGCUUUUACCCAAGAUGGAGCUCACAUCAUCAGUGCAUCAUCUGAUGGCACAGUUAAGGUACAGUGAGCACCUUAUAUGACAAUCAUUGAUGUCUGGAUCAUAUCAGUAUUAUAAAGAAAUCUCUCAUUGUUUCUGUUUUCUGUGUAUGUUUCAGAUUUGGGAUGCAAAGUCCUGCGAAUGCAUCCGCACUUUUAAAUCCCUGAACUCAGAUACCCCCGUCAACAAUGUGAUUCCCCUUCCGCAAAAUCCAGAGCACUUUGUGGUCUGUAACCAUUCCAACACGGUGGUCAUCAUGAACAUGCACGGACAGGUGAGAACACGAGCACCGUCCACGCUGUAGCUGUUGAGAUACGAUAAUGAAUGUCUGCUAAAUGUCCGCUCUUCCUCCUCAGACUGUGAAGACUUUCAGCUCGGAUGUAAAAGAGGGAGGUGACUUUGUUUGCUGCACUCUGUCACCUCGCGGGGAGUGGAUUUACUGUGUGGGAGAGGACUAUGUGCUUUACUGCUUCAACUACAGGACAGGCAGGCUGCAGAGAACGCUGACUGUAAGCUCCACUGUGCAUUAUACCUCUGCUCUUGUGAGAUGUUUUUUAUUAAAAACCCGGACAGCCGCUAUUUUCUGAAGUUAUAUCUUGACUUGUUUGACUUUGCGUGACUGCUGCUAUGUAGUGAUCCUCCUGAGAGCUAACAAGGAAACAUCGAGGCUGACUGGAAACUGUGAAUGUGUGGUGAUCUGUGUCCCUCUGUACCCACAGGUUCACGAGAAAGAAGUAAUUGGCAUCAUCCACCACCCACAUGAGAAUCUUGUCGCCACAUACAGCGAGGAUGGUCUCUUGAGGCUAUGGAAACCCUAAAUAAACUGUCACCUGCAUCAUGAUAUGGAAGACCCAGACAGCUCUACUCUUGGUUAUAAAGCAACUCAGUCAUUUCUGUGUAACACUUUAAAAAGGAUUCAUGCAAACAGAGGCAUUCAUUCAUCUGUAAAAUAUAAACAUAUUCAUUCAGUUUACUCAUACAAUCUUUUCCAGCUUUCAUGAAACUUUCAUGGAAAAUGUGUCUGAGUCUGAAGUGUCUCGUUAAAACUGGACCUUGAACAGCUUAGAAAACCAUCAGUUCAGUAGCAAAUGAGUAAACUCCGUGUGACGGGACCAAACGCUCUACGACGGCUAUCAAUUCAAUGACAGUUUCCAACUUCAGAUCAUUUAAAAAAAUGAUUAGAGCCAAAUAUUAUGCUUCAUUUUGCAUACUCACUAAAUAAUGCUGAUGGCAAAUGAAAUAAUAGACUCUGAUUUUAAGGCCAUCCGUUUUCUACAUAUUCAGAUUUUGAAUGAAUAUAACGCAAACACCACAUCCAACCACUGAACUACAACUCAUUUUGACGUAGUCAUCGUUUAUAUCUUCCCAUCACAUGCAUCGUCACAAAUUUAUACAUCAAAUUUUUGUAAUGAUUAACGUCUACAUCCCCUGCUGUAAAAACUUCAGUAGCACCGUCUGGGCCCUCCAUACUGUACACACACUUCCUCAUGGAUCCAACUUCACCAGUGCAGUUUUAAUCCCCAUUUUCAUCUCUUGUCUUUUUAUCAGACAUGAAAAUGCAUGAUGGUGAACUGUCGUGAAAAUAGUAUCAUAAAAAGUGCUUCUUGUUUGGGCAUAAACAAACAAUAUCAGGUAUUUGAUUUGCCAGCUUUGGAUUUUAAUAAUACUUUUGUAUCAAUCGAAGAGCAUUGACUCAGAUGUAAUGACUUGUAUUGUCCUGUGUCCCCUGCAUGCUACCUCAGUACAGUCUAUAUGUGGCUCUACAAUCAUUUUGAGUAUUCUUAAAAAUAUGCAUGAUGAUUACUGACAAACCUCAGUUGAGCUUCCAUGUUAGUAUAUAAUGUAUUUAUAGCUGUCAUAUUAUUGUCAGUUUGUUGCAUUGACUGUAAACUGUAUCCCUGUGUAUCAGAUAUGACUGCAGGAAAUGGAGCUACUGCCUUGGUUAAUGUUUUGUUUUUGGUACAAUCUGUGAAGGACAAAAAGGCGUCACAAUAAAUCAAUAAAUGAACAGAUAAAUUAAUAAAACGGUAAUGAAAAGGGCAAUUUAUAUUUUUAGAUUAUUUACAGCUGCAUUUUUGCAGGCGUUUAGUUGUUUUGUUAUCUCAAAAUAUUUUAUUCCUAUGUUUGGUCAUUUAUGAAUUUGUGAGAUAAAAGGAGUAAAUAUAUUUCAGGAUGCAUGAGACAUCCUUUCCUUGAGACGUCUCCAAGGCAACGCCCGUUUGUGAGAAAAGUGUGAGCUGAUUAUAUUUUUGAGUCAGCUCUGACGGCUGUUUGUGUCUGCACAAGUGAACUGUUUUCAUUCUAAUAAAAUACACAACAGUGA
This is a messenger RNA of Xyrichtys novacula (pearly razorfish), 10414 nucleotides long. Lineage: Eukaryota; Metazoa; Chordata; Actinopteri; Labriformes; Labridae. The record is from the annotation of a GenBank genome assembly.